Messenger RNA from Symbiodinium sp. CCMP2456, 2163 nucleotides. Lineage: Eukaryota; Dinophyceae; Suessiales; Symbiodiniaceae. The record is from the annotation of a GenBank genome assembly.
AUGGCUUUGGCCCGCCAGCUGCGGCGAAGCCUGGCAGGGCUGGGUGCAUACUCCUUGUGCCUCCUGGGCAUUCUGCUCGGUCCUUCUGGACAUCUUGGCGGAAUGUUUGGGCCCUUCAUUGCUGUGGUCUCGAUCACUCUGGUCUGCGCAAGCGGAGUCUAUGUCGUUCACAUCAUGAGCAAGACAUUCUCCUCGCAAGAAAGUGCAGGUCAGCAUGUGGUUCUGGCCUUCGUUUGGCUGAUAGUCUUGGCCGUGAUGCUCGCAGUGGGCAUGGGUCCGACACAGGUCGCGGUGGAGCUGAACCUCGUUUCAGACCUGCACGGGGUCAGUGUUUGUAACUGGAGCGACUGGAGCGACACCGGUGGUGGGGUUUUUUUCCGAGAUGGCACCACGCUGCUUGGCGACAGCAGAGAAGAGCUGCCCAUCUCCCAUGUGACGGUGGAUAGAUGUGACUUUCAAGGUUUCCGCCGGGGCUUUACGCGCUCCGAAGUCUGCUUUACCCCCGUGUUUGACAUACGUCAUGAUGCCAUGGAUGUGCCGCCCCUCACAGACCCACCGGCUUUUGUGAUUGCAGGCUGCGUCAGUGCAACCCUGAACUGCCGGGAGUUGCACUUGGAAGGCAUCAAGCCGCUUCGGGUGGUAAAUGAGACCCAGGAGGAGUUGCAACCGGACUCAGUAGACCAAGCCUCUGGAGGGCUGCUUUGGGAGGGCGCCCUGGAUUUGGCACGGCACCUCGCGGAAGGCGGCCUCGAGAGGAUGGAGCCGGCCUCCGGCUCUCCCGGCCGAGCGCCGGAGGCCGGGGCGCGUUGCUUGGAGCUCGGGGCCGGGCACGGCUUGCCCGGUUUGGUGGCUCUGCGCCACGGCUACCGCGUGGACUUCCACGACCUCAGUGAAAGCACGCUGCGCCACAUCACUGCCGCCAACUGUGCUGCCAAUGACAUCCAGAUCGGCGGGCCGGAUGAAGCAGGAGUGAUUGCUCACCACUUAGCCUCCGACCUGCGAGCCCAGGCCUACGCCAUGCAUGAUGGAAACCAUUACGCAUAUUAUCAUUAUCAUGACAUGUUAGCAUUUGCAGGAAAGGAUCCUGAUCCGCCUGCUCGUUUCGUUGCCGGUGACUGGAAGGUGCUGAAGAAGAAGGUGGAAGCUGCCGAGCUGCUGUACGAUGUCAUCCUCGCGUCAGAAGCUGUUUACAAGGUGGACUUCUACCCUGAUCUUCUGGCAUUGCUGGAGCACUUGGCUGCCGGCGGCCGAGCCCUGUUUGCCGGGAAGCGCUUCUAUUUCGGAUGUGGACUGGAGAAAUCAUCUGCCAAGGCUUCCUUUGCCACGACCGCCAAGGAUGCUGGCUUCCAUGUCGUGGUAGCCAAAGUCAUCGAAGAUGGCCGCUCCAACAUUCGCGAAAUCCUGCUCAUUUCAAAGCCUCCUCAGAGUGCAGCCUGCAAGCGGCAGAAGGUGGAUGCGGCCGAGCUCUCCCCGAAGAAGGGACGGACCGCCAUGGCCGCCAUGCCCGCCACGAUGGAGAUCGGGGAUCUGCGGCUGUGUAAGUAUGGCAUGAUCAUACGCGAGGCUGCAGAAAAAGCGGUGGUGGCAUUGCAGGGGCUGAAUGGCUGGCGAGACUGCUCUCUCUUUGUGGAGCCCAUUCUGCGGUGCUCCGGACCAGAGCAACGCUGCAAACAGGUGUGCGCGUGGGCAGUGAGUACCACGGCGAUACGGGCUGCCUUUAACGGCUGCGGACGUCAAAACGGACGGCGUGCCAUUUGCGGCAUUGCUGUCAGCAUGACGAGACUCACCGCCGGCCGAUGUGCGGGGCCUGUGGCGCAGGUCGAUGUUCAAAAUUGCGAGGAGGUCACACAACGGCUGGCCGCUCAGCUGGAUGACAUUGCCGUCAACAUGUCGCUUUCCACGAGUUGGGACGGAUGGGAUGGUGCGGCCAGGCCAGCUCCGCUCCUUCUGAUGGAGGAUCCCAGAAUGAUCCGAACUGUCCUGGACUUUUACAUCUGGACCUUUGCUGUGCUGGGUUUCAUUUACCUUCCCUUCCCUCUUCUGAUCGUUCUUUGCCAUCAGUCACUGACCUCCUGCGCUGGCCCCGCAUGGGAUUUAUUGUGUCCCUGGCGCCGGGGAUCAGCCAACAGUGGCCAGAACUACGUGGCUCUCGACCAGAGCUGA